Prorocentrum cordatum is the source of this 430-nucleotide messenger RNA. The record is from the annotation of a GenBank genome assembly. Lineage: Eukaryota; Dinophyceae; Prorocentrales; Prorocentraceae.
GUCUCCCGACGCAGUCGUGGGGUUCGCGGGCACUGCGAUGCCACGGCGGGGGACCAUGCCAGUGGAGCACCAGCCGCCGCUUGGCCUGACCAUCAAGAACUUGUUCCUGGACAGCCAGUCGCCAUGGGUCGACUACGUCACAGUGGGCGAGCCCGCGAAGUCGGACCCCAUCUCCGACAUGUCGUCCACAACGGUGUCCGUCGGCUCUCGAGAUUCGAGCAGCAGCACCGCGGACACGAGCGAGGGCAGUGUGCCCAGCAGCUCGGAGGGCGAGUGGGUGCCGGCGCUGAUUCUGAGGACCAGGGCGCAGCGGCGCCGCCUGCAGCGGAAGUCCAUGAAUGCGGUCCGCUCCUCGAUCGAAAUGCAGCAGGGCACUUGUAGCAGCUCGACCGCCAUGCGGCAGGGCACCUCCACCAAGAUCUCCUUGUGA